AUGUUUGUAUUGCUUGACACCACGAAAGAAGCUACGUUGGAAUGGACACGAUAUCCUUAUGGACCGCAAGCUCAGACUCCCGGUUGGGUUGAAGAAUCGUUCACAAACUUCGUAAAGGGCAUCAACUGGCGCAGUUACGUCGUGUGCGAUGUGGCCUACAACAACGUCAACAAUUGGUUGUGGUCACCAUUCAUCGACCGUGGAUCCGCUAAUCGGUUGUACAUCGAAAUCCACUUCACUAUACGAGACUGUUCACUGUUUCCAGGCAAUGCUCUAUCGUGCAAAGAAACAUUCAGUCUUCUAUUUUACGAGUUCGAUGCGGCGACACGCGAACCGCCACCCUGGCAGCCAGAAAGCUACAAGCUGAUAGGACGCAUUGCCGCUGGUGAAGGACGUUUUAAUCAGAAUUCGGAUGUGGAUAUUAAUGUGGAAGUGAAGAGUAUCGCUGUAACGAAAAAGGGUGUAUACUUUGCGUUCCGUGAUCAAGGUGCUUGCAUUAGUGUGCUGGCCGUAAAAGUUUAUUACAUCACUUGUCCAGCCGUCACAAUAAAUUUUGCCCACUUUAAUGAAACACCAACUGGACGUGAAGUAACAAUCAUCGAACAGCAAAUGGGCGUGUGUGUGGACAAUGCGGAAGCGUACGAGCCUCCGACGUAUCUAUGCAAGGGCGAUGGAAAAUGGACCAUUCUGACCGGCGGUUGUCGGUGCAAGGUCGGAUACGAACCAGACACUGAGAAGCAGACAUGCAAUGUGUGUCCAGUGGGUAAAUUUCGUUCAGCAGAAGUAAAAUCAUGCACAAUCUGUCCGCUUAAUUCGAAGACCAACAAAAUUGGCUCGCCAUACUGUCCAUGUCUCAGUAGUCACUAUCGUCACCCUCGUGACGGAAAGCACAUGCCGUGCUACAAGCCACCUAGCAUGCCCAGUAAUUUAACACUGUUGUUUAUUGACCAAACCAGUGCGAUUCUAUCAUGGAACUCGCCACAGCGGUCGCCCAAUGAGCAGCUAGACACUAUUUACCGAAGCGACAUUGUGUUUCGCGUGAAAUGUGCAGCUUGCUCUUCGAAUGUUGUGCUCAAUCCAUCUAGCGAAACAUUCAACGAUACUAAGCUAACGCUGACGAACCUUGAACCAGUUACUACUUACACGGUGCAGAUACACUCGCAGCACGGUGUUUCGUAUCCGAUCGUCAUAUCGGAUGCUGGCUCCGCUGGAGCUGGUACAGCGUUCGAUAACAUCAGCAGUUCCGUAUCCGGAGGAUAUUAUGGGUACCACGUUACGGAACCAUCUCCGGUGGUUAAUGUUCGUACAUCUUCCGAUCUGGAUGACAUCAAAACUGAGUUUGCCGAAAUCACCUUCACCACGGAGUCGCCUAUUUUAAGCACCGUAUUCAAUGUGAAAGUAAUACAGAUAACCAACAAGGAUGUCGAUCUGGUAUGGGACAAACCGAUCCACAGCGACUCACCGAUUGAGUACUACGAAGUACGGUGGUUCCUGAAGUCCGAGGUGGACGCAAUGAACAAGUCCGUGUUGAGCACGAAGGAGUCUAAGGUGCACAUCGGCGAUUUGCUGGAAAAUACUGAGUACGGGUUUCAAGUGCGUUGCAAAACUAUAAAUGGUUGGGGAACCUUCAGCAACAUCGUUUACGCUCAAACGCAUCAGAGUGUUAGUCCUGUGUACGAUGAUUCCUUUCAAAUGCGUAUCGUAGCCGGUACAACGGUCACCGUCGUUGUUAUAUUGGUGUUAGUAAUUGUGGUUACUGUUGUUUUCCUACGUUCGAAAAGCCACGAUGACAUCGACAAAAAAACCAGCAAUCACCUUCCUCUGCCUAUGGACUAUGCCAGUAAUGAAGUUCACGCAAUGGAUACGACUCCCAUUGUCAAAUCAAUGAAAAACAACGUGACUACCCCGCUGUUCGGCACUAGUAGAAGCUACGUUGAUCCACAUACCUAUGAAGAUCCUAACCAGGCUAUUCGAGAAUUUGCUCGCGAAAUUGAUGCCAGUUACAUUACGAUCGAGGCGAUCAUUGGUGGUGGUGAGUUUGGUGAUGUCUGCAGAGGACGUCUUAAGGUUCCGCCGAACUUUGUGCAAGAGAUCGAUGUAGCAAUUAAAACAUUGAAACCUGGGUCAUCAGAGAAAGCACGUUGUGAUUUCCUCACUGAAGCAUCAAUCAUGGGGCAGUUUGAGCAUCCAAACGUCAUCUUUCUUCAGGGAGUGGUAACACGUUCAAAUCCCGUGAUGAUUAUAACCGAAUACAUGGAAAAUGGCAGUCUGGACACAUUCUUGCGAGCAAACGACGGCAAAUUUCAAACGAUACAACUGAUAGGGAUGCUGCGUGGCAUAGCCGCCGGCAUGACCUAUUUGAGCGACAUGAACUAUGUUCAUCGAGACUUAGCAGCACGCAAUGUGCUAGUCAACUCGUUAUUAGUGUGUAAGAUUGCCGACUUUGGACUGUCGCGCGAGAUUGAAAACGCCAGCGAUGCCUAUACGACUCGAGGUGGCAAAAUUCCAGUACGCUGGACAGCUCCGGAGGCGAUCGCAUUCCGCAAAUUCACAUCCGCUUCGGACGUUUGGUCGUACGGUGUGGUACUGUGGGAAGUUAUGUCUUUCGGUGAGCGACCAUAUUGGAACUGGUCCAACCAAGACGUCAUCAAGAGCAUAGAAAAGGGAUAUCGGUUACCAGCACCGAUGGAUUGCCCGGAAGCAUUGUAUCAGCUAAUGCUGGACUGCUGGCAGAAGCAGCGAACGCAUCGGCCCACGUUCGCAAGCAUUACGCAAACUCUCGACAAUUUAGCGCGGCAGCCGCAUGUGUUGCUUGCUACGCGUAACUCCCCAGAUAAUCCUGUUGCACGGAUGGGAUCGACUGGCAUCGUCGACGACCUAACUCAGGACAUGUUGAUAGCUGCUGCCGGUGGCGCCAGUGGCAUGGGAACCACUUCCCAACCGCAGCAACAGCCACCGUUACAGCAACAACAACAACGGACAGGAAUACACCUGGGUGGAACGAGUGAGCGAAUGCAAAACAAUGCUGCGUGUAGCACGAAUAGCACUUCAGCGAUGGCUACUCCAGGGUCCACUGUUGGUGGACUAAGCAAUACGGGAACAAUGACUGGCGUUGGCACUCCAACUAUUUUCAUUAAUACUGAUAUAUGGUUGGAGAGCAUCAAAAUGGCACGAUAUGCGCAGCAUUUUAAGGAAGCUGGUCUUGUUACGGCUCAACAGCUUUCUCGACUUACUGCGCAGCAACUUUCCGAUAUGGGCAUAACGUUGGUGGGUCAUCAGAAAAAAAUUCUUCAUCAGGCUAGACAAAUCGACACGAUAAUUUAAACCCACAUCGAAACGCGUUUCCUUUCCUUUCAUGCGAACCCAUGAUAUACAUGUAAAACAACGAACGUUUGCAUUUUGUAAUUUUCGAAUAUCGCAAGGAUUGAUAAUACUCUUUAAAAAAGGAUAAUCAUAGGAUAAAACAUGGCAGCUCAGGAUAAAGAAAAAUAAAAUAGUGAUAGAAGUGGAAUUACCAGCUGCUUUGUAGUGGAUUUAUAUUUAGGUUUGACUAGGAGACACAUCACAUAAGAUGAUUCAUGGUUCUGAUACUAACUUUUUGCGUUUUAACGUCGUCGUAGUGGGUUUAUUGUUUAUAAAAUUGAACACGAGGUGUGACCAUGGUAUGAUUGUUCAGAGCCAAUGAAACAUCGAAAAACAAAUGUCACACUUUUGAAAUUUUCUCGUAUGGUCAAGAGACUAAUGAAGCCCCGCGCUCAAAGUCUCUAUAAGAACACAAAAACAACAUCUCGUAUGGUCGCGAAUAUAAAAUUUGUAUUUUGUUUGAUACAGUCACGGUAAUUUUUUUCUGGCACAUUUUUUAAUGUUUGAAAUAUUGGAUUAAUGAUUAGCUAAACUGGAAAUAUGGACUGCAUUUAAUUGCCUAAAAGAAACAAUAGAAAGAGAGGAAAAGAGAGAAAAUGAGAAGAAAGAGUGAAACGAAAGAUACGAUUUCUGUUUCCGUCAGGAUAUGAUGGAAACAAUAUUAGUAUUUGAGCAAGCAAGAGUUGCAAUCGGAGUAGGUUUAUAUAAACAAUGUGAUUUUUAUACUCUUUAGCAAUAGGUAGUCGGUUUUUAAUUUUAAUAUUUGGAAAAUUUUCAACUAAAUUCAGUGCUACUUUGCAGUGCUAGCAAGCCAGACGUGAUUAUAAUAUUAGGACGUAUGUUUCUAAUUUUAGGUACCACGUGUUUCAACUCUAGCCUCAAUUGAUUACAUAUUUUAUUUUAUUCUUGUAGUCGUAGUCGCUCAUCGAUUGUUUAAAGCAGUUUCACUAAAUAGCAUUUAUAUUUUUAAUUUAGAGUGAGAGAGUGAGAGAAUAGAUGAGAGAGAAAAACGAGUAGUAGAUAAAGAAAAAAAGGGAGAUAGAUAAAUAGAUAGAUAGAGUGACAGUAAGCAUAGAAAAUGUGGGAAGUGCAUGUGUAUACUUUUGGUAAAGUCAUCUAAUGAACAGCAAGAUGGAGGUUUCGUUCACAUCCAGAUGUUCCAUUACAAAAAAAAACACUCACAGAAACAAAGGUAUUAGUUAUAUAAAUCCAUUUUCCAUUAUUUACAUCUCAGAGAAACAAAAGUAAUACAAAAGACAAGUACACACUCAUUAAUACGAGCAGACUAAGAGUAAAUUGCUAGGAUGUAUAUUUCCUAUAAACUUGCACUCAUCGAUGAUGAUAAUUUAUUGGAGUGGAUGAUUAUUUAUUGGUAAAUUUUUCCUCUUCCUCUAUGCUUUGCAAGAUAUUUUUGAAUAUUCAAAUGUGCUUAUGUAUACCUUCUGCAUCUAGUAUAACAUGCGGAGCCGAUUUUUUACAAUUGAUAUUUUCAUGUUCAUGGAUGCAGUAUCAGGGUUUGCACUUUAGCAUUGUGAACGUCGCAUUGGGGUGAUGUACAGUUCACUAUUUUCUUCGUACUUGGUUCAAACUAUCGAACAUCCACCCGAAAGUCCUUCUACCGCUACUCAAUGAUUUGUGACAAGGCGUCCAUACAACAGGCAAGUACGUCCAUAAAACAAACAAGUAAAAAUGAUAUUUACGCAUCAAUCAUCAUCAAUUUGAGAUGUUCCUAUCCAUGUGAAGUGAUCGUCCUAUCCUUAAAUCUACAUUGAAGAGAGAUGGACAGAAAUUGUGCGAUUGAUGUGAAAUAAAAUCUGAUGAUCUGAUGGGAAUUUUUCUCAAAUAAAUGCUAAUUACUAUAUCAUUUUGUUACUAGCGUAUCAUAGGAACAUAGCAAAUAAAUUGAAGAUGAAGCGGUACUUAAGGCGAUAUAUGAACGAAUGUUUUGGACAUUCUGUGGCAAAUUGGCGAUUUGGAAAUUGUUUCAUACUAGUCCUUCCUUGUUAGUUACAGCGUAUAAACAGUUCAGCAUCCGAGACUUGGAGACAGUCAUCAAAGCCAGCCAACGCAUAAGCGAAACCCGUCUUAUAUCAAAUAGUGAUGCUAUCGAACAAUUUAAUCAUCAACAAAAGAACAACUAAAGGUCUUCAAUUUAUCCCUGUUCUUACAUAGACUCUUUUACACAUUUUGUUAUAUUUUUGUUACUUUGUUCAUCUUGGUUCAAAAGAUAUACUCGUUACUCGUUUCGUUUCGCUAUUGAAUCGUUAUAUCAGUUCAAAAGUGGUUAAUAUCAUAUUUUAGUUUUGUUCGGAACAUUUCGCAAUGUAAAAAAUAGACGCGGUAUUGGUUGCAAAUUUUGAAUGCAUCAUGCACAUAAGUGAGUGAAUAUUCUGUCACUGAAAAAUAAACACGACUAUAGGGAAGGGUUAGAAAAAUGACUAAACUUUUUGUACAUUUUUAAGAACAAAUAGAACCGUAUGCAUAAGAAGAACUAGUUAUUCAUAAAGAAAGGCAAACUCCAUACACAAAAUUUAACAAUAGAAGAAGCAGUUAAUUUGUGAUAAGAAACAAAUGUAAUAAGAAUGUAAAUUAAACGCAAAUACGCCAAUAUAUGACAAGACUGUAAUUUAUAGCAAUAUAUCGAUAUGUUGAUCUGCAAUGAGGAAACGAGGAAAAACAACUGUAUGGCAUAUCAACUUUAUGCUCCUAUCAGUAGUUUAUUGACUUUAUGUUGAUUAGGGGUAGCAAAUAUUUAAGAAGGAAUUCAAACGUGGCAUACAUGUGUAAAUCUUUUUUUUUGUUACUGUUUAUUUCUUCGAAUCAAUUGAUAAAUUACGGUCAAUAAGAUUUAUUAAAAAUUAGGUCGAUAACAAAUAUUUUCAAUUAACAGUAGAUUUCGUUUGAAUUUUUUUAUACAGAUUUGAUCAUACAUCAAAGACGCGUUGGACUAAAUUGUAACGUUUCUUUUGUAAAAUUGUAAAAAAAUUUAUAAACACAAUUCCAAACAAUUUUAUCUUACAAUAGGACUUAGAAUUAAUUCAUGCGGUUUUUAUUCGAUAAUCGUGACCCAGCUACAACAACAAACCAUUUAACUACUUUAAUGAAAGUAUUGUCCGUCGUUGGCUGCUACUUUCUCCCAUCUUUCAGGCAAUUCUCGAGUUUCGUUUCGAUAGCACUCCUCAUCUUCUCCUUAUCUCAUCGAUUCAAUCAGAUACCCGUUUUGAAUACUUUCAUAAGAUUUGAACCGCUAUUCUGCCAAAUCGUUAUUCAUGCAACGGAACAAGUUGAAGUCCGAAGGUAAAGGAUAUGGUAAAUACGGCGGAGAGGAUUAUAAUUGAUGCUUAAAAUGCAUCAAUUAUUGUCGAUAGCGUUGUCCAUCAAUACUUUAAGUGUCACGAUUCUGUAAAAAUUUGUCCUCCGAUUCUGUUUUGAUUGUCCUGGUCGCUCUUAAUCUUGCAAACCAAACCCAGCACUUUUUAACCGGGCAAACCACAUCUGACACGUUCUUUCAGCAAAUUAAGGUUAAUUAAAAUUUUCCAUUAAACUUACCAUCACUUUCAAUAAUGAAGAAGCAUUCCACGGAAAAAUACUUUACCAGGAUAAAAAAAACUCGACAUUUUUAGAUGCUUGUUUACACGGUUAUGAAAAAAAAACCUAUACUGAGUUAGAUGCGUAAUGGUAGCUAUCAAACACCCAUUUCAUAGCAAAAUUGUGACAUUUAGAGAUUAAUUGUAAAAACGCAUGAAUUAUUUCAAGCUCCUAAUUAGUUGCCAUUGAUGAAUGGAGGACCAGAUACAAUAGCAAACUGUACGCAGUGUAAGGAGACCUUAUUGUCGUGCAGCGUGUUGGUCUCGACAGGCAAUGCUUUGUUUGUCAUGUCAUUGAAAUGGCCGAAAAGUCAGGACCGGUCGGAAAAAUAUACUUUGAUCGUCCGGAAGGACAAAAAGUACGUGGAUGGUCCCGUUUGAGAUGAUGUGACGGUAGCAAUGGAAGAAUGCCGAUUUAUUGAGUUGACGGACGAAGGCACUAAAAUGCGAGCGGUGAAGGGAGUUUCUGUUACAGCCCAUGGCUGCUCCGCAUUUGUAGCAUCGGAUAAAAUAAAAUAAGCUCGUCGUUUUAGUGCAGUCAUCGCACAAAAUUCAAAGUAUGGUAAAGGUAAUCUGCAUGGUAAUAAUUUUUUUCUCAUUGCUUAUACUGUUUUUUUGAUGAUGAUUUAUUGAUGAUGUAAAUUCAUGACUUUCGUAGCUUCAUUCCGUAGUUUCAUUCCAAUUCUUGCAAUCUGUUAAAAUGAUACCUAUUUCUUUGAUCGCAAUUUGCGAUGGGGUCAAUGUGUUAUGUUCACCUCAAAUUUGAUUUUUUUAAGUCAGAAAUAUCAAAUAUACAACAAUUUGAAACGAAAAAUAAGGGCUUAUUAAAACAUGCCCUGCUAAACAAUCGCCGAAUACAAUUAAUGGUCUUGAAAAUCCGAUCAUAAUAAAAUAUUAACUUGCAAUUAAGAAAAUCAAAUUUUGUAAAUUUUUCUUAACAAAAGCAAAACAGUAAUUUUCUCUAUGUAUAAAUUGUAGAUGAUAUAGUAACUAAUAAUUAGAAUGAGUUGAAGCCAUAAACGGAAGGGACGUAGUCGCCGUACUUUUGAAUAACAUACUAAAAAAUACGACUUCCAACACAUUGCCACCAUUAUCAUAGGUGAGUGGUUGAGAGAAAGCUAGCACAAGUAGAUGCUCAAAUACUUAUGCGUACAUACCAAGCUGGAACAAAAUAUACAUCUAGAGUUCGAUUAUCUAAGCAUCUCUUACAGACAUGGUAAGCCACAGAUGCACAGAAAUGAUAGUACAUAUCGUGGGUGUAAGACUAUAAGUGGUACAAGUGGUACAAGAAAGAUUCAAGCUUUUAUGCGGUUUUCGUAUGUAGAUAAAUUGGAGGUGAAUGACAGCAAUUGGGAUCACUGACUACUUUAAAACAUUACGCUAUUUUUGGAUUUCACUGUGGAAUAUAUCGCCCGAUUGUUUUGUGUCUUGUUCAACCCAGCUUUGACUCGUGUUCGUAGCUCUUGGCUAGACAGAACAAAUACCUUGAAAUAAAAAAAUAAUAAACCAAUGGCACCAGGUCUUGUGAGUACAAUGGGUGAGCCAGAAAUCUCUAAUAUAAAAACCGUUUCUUUCACAAUUGUGACCACAUGAAGUGGGUAAAUUGCUAUGUUGCACGAUGACUCUUCCGUGCUUUGUCGCGUACUGUGGCCUUUUGCUACGCAAUGCUUGGUGCAAACGUAUCAUUUGUUUUAUUGUAAAAGUGUGUGUUAACCGUAUAUUCACAUAAUUCCUAUAGGAUAAGCACAAGCCUAUUCCAUUUAAUGUACAUUAUUAUCAUGUUUCUUCCGUCAAUUUUGGAAUAAUUGCUAUUGAAGGCGUUUGUUAAUCUUCUUUUUAUUUGCUACCAUCUCUAGCUAGCACGACAUCAGUUGUGGAACAGGGAAUACCCCAGUUGAAAGGAUUAUAAUAUAAAAAAUAACUAUGAUCAUCUUAGUUCCGUUCCAAUAGAGCGUGUAAAGUUACGGAAGUAACAAAGAAAAACCGAAGCUCAUGAAGAUUAGGGUAGCUCGAUGAACCAUUAAAUCGCGGUUAACACGUAAUACGAUUCAAACUAUCAUAAUAAAUUGCAAUAAUAAAAGAUAUUGUUUCAUUAACGAAAAAGUUGAUGUGCGAAUGACCACUUUUAAAAACAUUUUAAACGGAUGUAAACACAAACACAAAGGAACUGAUAAGCCCAAAAUAAUGUACCUACGUUAAUUAAUUUUUCCUAAUUGAGAAGGUUCACUUUCGUGUUGCAAUAGGGAGUAGAAUUUUUUUCAUAUGAUUCUCAGUACGACCUGUUUUUAAAUUCGAUUACGCUUACCAUAUGUGCAUGCUGAACUUAUUUUUAUCGAUUAAUGUUUCUUGCACUGAAGUUUUUACGAAAGUAAAGAUUGGCGAACCUUGGUGAAAGAAAACAACAAAACAUACAGAAACAAUUGACAUAAAUGUAUUAGUAGCAUACAUUGAUUUGUAAGUACAUGUAUAAAUUUAGACAGAGUUUGUCCAGAAGCGCCGACGUGUAUUAUAAUAUAAGGUGAGCGUGUGACGAAAGUUGAUUGAGGGGCGGCAAUAAGCAGCCGCUGUAGAAAGUUAUCGUACGCCUACCACGCAACACUGGCCACCAGGCCUUAUGGAUAUCCUGUGCGAAGGAAACAUAGUAGGGAAAUGUACUGCACAGAACCCAAACACAAUACCGAUGACUAAGCUCAUCGGAAACGAUAAAAAUAAUAUUUAUAUAAAUAAAACAAACGAAGAGUGAGGUAAGAAUAAAUUAGUUUAUAUUCAUU
This is a messenger RNA of Anopheles bellator, 9721 nucleotides long. RefSeq names its product ephrin type-A receptor 3 (gene Eph). Bases 1 to 3324 code for a protein of 1107 amino acids. Lineage: Eukaryota; Metazoa; Arthropoda; Insecta; Diptera; Culicidae. Gene Ontology annotation, cellular component: plasma membrane; neuron projection. The transcript has 11 exons. Gene Ontology annotation, biological process: cell surface receptor protein tyrosine kinase signaling pathway; protein phosphorylation; axon guidance. Gene Ontology annotation, molecular function: ATP binding; transmembrane-ephrin receptor activity; protein binding. The record is from RefSeq and is a predicted model, not a curated record.